Messenger RNA from Morus notabilis, 893 nucleotides. Its product is annotated as acyl-coenzyme A thioesterase 13. The record is from RefSeq and is a predicted model, not a curated record. The coding region runs from base 15 to 665 and encodes 216 amino acids. The transcript has 3 exons. Lineage: Eukaryota; Viridiplantae; Streptophyta; Magnoliopsida; Rosales; Moraceae. Gene Ontology annotation, molecular function: fatty acyl-CoA hydrolase activity.
UCUAUGUCCGCUUAAUGGGAGAUGAGGAAGGCAAAGGAAGACAGGGGAAAAGAGGAGAGAAGAUAGGGGAGAAGUUCCAAGAUCGACAACACAAGAAAAGAGAAGCACUGGAAAUGGCGAAAUCCUCGUCCGAUGCCCUUCCAGAGUCGUUCCAGAAGAUUCUCUCUCCGACAGCGACAAUUUUCGAAGGCGUUUCUCCAGAAACCGUCCACAAAGUUCUUAGUUUCUUUUCGACUGUCAGCGUCUCCGCCGUUCUCCCUGAUCACUCCACCACCAAGGACUUCUACUCCGAAUUGAUCGCCGGUCUCCUGAAGCCUCUGAGAAUCGAACCGGGACGUGUCACUUGCCUCCUAACUGUCAAACCUCCCAUCAUUAACACCUUCUCAACAGUUCAUGGAGGAGCAGUUGCAGCUAUUGCCGAGGUUAUGUCCAUAGCUUGUGCUAGAACUGUUGUUGCUGAGGGUAAGGAAGUUUUUCUUGGGGAACAAAGCAUAUCUUAUCUCUCUGCUGUUCAAAACAAUGCAGAGUUGAUAGUUGAUGCACAUGUAGUGAGGAAAGGAAGGAAUUUGACAGUAGUAGCAAUUGAUUUUACAUCAAAAAAAACCCAGCAGAUGAUUUACCAAGCCCGUUCUACCUUCUAUAACACGCCUCUUGCCAAACUAUGAAGUUCUGUUGUUCGAGGAAUCUGGGUAACAAGAAUAAUGUCCCUAAGAACUGAUUGUUGUAUCAUUGCUUUAAUGUGUCGGGACAAAUAAGUCCUCUUUUUUGUAAUGUAAUUAUUUUUCCACGCUCAUUAUCAGAAUCAUCUUAUGAUCUGAGGCCAUGGGUGCUAAGAUUUACGAUUAAGUACUCUUUGAAGUUGAAUGUAAAUGAUUACUCUGUGUUCUUUUUUA